This is a messenger RNA of Xenopus tropicalis (tropical clawed frog), 1484 nucleotides long. It is a transcript of the gene rnaseh1, whose product is annotated as ribonuclease H1. Gene Ontology annotation, cellular component: mitochondrion; cytoplasm. The record is from RefSeq and is a predicted model, not a curated record. The transcript is spliced from 9 exons. Lineage: Eukaryota; Metazoa; Chordata; Amphibia; Anura; Pipidae. Gene Ontology annotation, molecular function: RNA-DNA hybrid ribonuclease activity; nucleic acid binding; magnesium ion binding. The coding region runs from base 389 to 1297 and encodes 302 amino acids.
AUAUGUUUUAUAUUUCCAUAUGACGAUUACGCUCUAAAGGCUAGUUACUUAACUGAUAUGGACGCUAUAACAAUGUGAAACGUGGUUAGUAAUAUUCCACAGGCUUGCAUUUAAUAACGCGAUUUCAAGUAUUCUGUCCCUGCCACGUUCCGUAGACGUUUCAUGACGGCCAAUGCGGAGGGAGUCAAGGAGACCGUAGCCAAUAAGAAGAGUUGGAGAGAAAGCUGUAUGUCUGUCCGGACGGUAAUUUAUCAGGAGGAGCGAGAGCGUUAGGCUGCUCCAGCACUGACAUGGGAGGUAUAUGAGAAGCCUGAAGUACUGGAACAAUUAUCUCAUCGGCAAUUGGGGAAUCAUGACCUAGUGUCUGCAUUAAAUCACCGGAUGUUGCAUGCGCGACAUGCUCAGGAUCCAGAACGCCUUUUCUUCUCUUCAUUUACUCUGUUCUGCUGUUGGUGGUGUGCAUAGUACUUUCAUGAGAAUGUUUUAUGCUGUAAGGACUGGCCGAAAGCCUGGAGUCUAUAAUACAUGGGAUGAAUGUAAAGAGCAGGUGGAUAAAUUUCCUUUAGCAAGGUACAAGAAGUUUGCUUCAGAAGAAGAUGCCUGGAAUUUUGUGAGAAAUCAGGAGUCCUCAUCAAAAAGUUCUUCUGUAGAUACUGGUGAAACAAAAGAGCCUCCUACACAAGCUACAGGACUGCAUAAUGUGGUACCUCAGCAGAGGGCAAAGAGACCACUUUAUAAGGCACAAAGCUCAAGCACUGAGGAAGCAGCACCUAAAAGAACUAAGCUCAUUGAUCUCACUGAAUUACCAUCAUCACACAAUGGAGCAUUUAAAUACAUGGGAGACUCUGUUGUUGUAUACACUGAUGGCUGCUGUAGCCAAAAUGGACGGCUUAAAGCACGAGCUGGUAUAGGCGUAUACUGGGGGCUAAAUCAUCCUCUCAACCUUGCAGAAAAGCUUGAAGGGAGGCAAACAAACCAGCGGGCUGAAAUUCAGGCCGCAUGCAGAGCACUUGAACUGGCCAAAUCACAGAACAUCACAAAACUUGUGCUGUAUACUGACAGCAUGUUCACUAUAAAUGGUAUCACAAAAUGGAUUCAUUCUUGGAAACGAAAUGGUUGGAAGCUGACCACUGGGAAGAAAGUUAUUAAUAGAGAAGAUUUUGAAAAGCUGGACAAGCUGACACAGGGCUUGGAUAUUAAAUGGAUGCACAUCCCAGGCCAUGCAGGGUUUGAGGGAAAUGAAGCAGCUGACAGACUUUCAAGAGAAGGAGCCCAGAAAUCAUCAGAAGACCAAUAAAACUGGAAUACAUUAACUGCUGCUCAGGCUGCGCCACUUGCACUUAUAAUGUACAUAAGCAAUGGACUUUUAUGCUUCCUAGAAAACUUUUUUUGUUUUUUUUUAUGCAAAAAACAAAUUUGUAUUUUUAUGUAAAAUUGUCACAUUUAAUUUAAAGAAAUAAACUAAUUUACUCAAGCAAAAUCGA